Molecule: messenger RNA, 10247 nt
Organism: Passer domesticus (house sparrow)
Lineage: Eukaryota; Metazoa; Chordata; Aves; Passeriformes; Passeridae
Exons: 18
Coding region: 936-1577 (213 amino acids)
Source: RefSeq, a predicted model, not a curated record
ACAGCCAUACACCCAGAGGAGCCCUGGGUAAGGGUCAGUGCCCUGCACUGGUGUAGGUACAGCCUGUCCAUCCUUCAAAUAAAUGCUGGUUAAUGGUGUAAAACUCCUCAGUGCAGGCUCCUGCUGCUCUUGCCUGCAUGGAUGGAUGCACUUGCAUGGUCUGAGCUGAGGUGAUGUUACAUGUUGUCAGGUUACUCUGUCCUUGACAUGGGGCAGCCCAGGGAUGUUUAAUAAACUGUGACAGUUACUGUAAUAGCACUCUCCACACUCUGAAGAGAUCAUGGAUUUUUGGUGUCUACCUGAUUUAGCUUUUGGGUUUUUUUCCCAUCAAUAGGUUGAGAUUUUCUUUGGUGUCAGUUUCAAAAGAGUAAAGGAGAGAAUUUGGAAAAAAUGCCAUCUAUGACUUCUGAUGGCUGGAAAAAGCAAGGACAGUUAGCAAGGCCACACAUGGCUCUGUGGUCCAGGGGAAUUUCCUGAGGAGGGCAUUCACAGCUGUCUGUGGCACUUUUGCAGGAACAGGGAGGAACCCAUCUCUGCCACAGCCGUGAUGGGGCCAGCAGCUACCUGAUGCUCCUGGGGCUGAGUAGGGCCCUCAGCAAAUGUCAGAACUUGUCAGUGAGAAGGGGAGAUUUUUCUCACUGUAACAAAUUUUUGAGACAAGCAAGGAAAUUUUCCAGAAAGCUCUCCUGAGAAAAACUAGCUGAGCUGUGGUGGCGAAAUGGUAAAAAUGAAAAACCAACUCAUAGCUCAGGAAACGAAACCAAGGCUCCUGCAGCAAAAGUGGUGACUGCAGGUCCAGGGAGAAAGCCCAGGAUGGACGAGAUGGAACAAGGCCCAAGAGGGAAGAGCUCUGGUCACGCGCUGCAGACACCAUCCACGCGGCCAGCUCUGCCUGCAGCUGGAGCUUUUAUGACCUCAGAAGAGGAAGAGCUGAAAUGAAACCAAGGGCUUUGCCUGCUCUGAGCUUCUCCAGAGCGAGGCUCAAAGGAGGGGACGGGCGCUUCCAGCAAGGCCUGUGUGCAUCGCCCGUCACUCCCGGGGCAGGGCCGCUCCCGGCUGCCGCCGGCUCCCCUGCGAGCGGGGCCGGGCAGAGACCCCGCUCCGGCUGGGAGGGAAGCGAGGAUCCCUGCUCAGCCGGGAGCCCUGGGAAGGGGGUGCCGGCAGGCAGCGGUGAGCGCUCAGCAGGAGCAGGUGAGGAGAAAUCCAUGGAGUGCCAGCGGCGGGACCGGCUUGCGCAGCCACAGAGCCCUCUGGUGUUGCCUGCUGGGCUGCAGACCGGCCAGAAGAGCAGCCUGCUCCUUUCACGGCAACAAGCAAGAUUAAUGGUAACAGUGCAAAGAGCAAGUGAAUGCAAAGCCUGUAGGAGAGGUCACAGAGCAUCUUGUUGUGCCACAUGGUGUUGUAGCUCUCCUGAAAGCUACCAGAGAGUCAUGGAUGUACCUGGGGUACCUGAGGUCACUCAGCUGAAAAUCAGAGCCAUGAGGCAAAGUGGGAUGAAGGUGAAUGUCAGCAGGUCAAUCUACCACCAAAAAGGAAGGGAGAGAAGAAUAUGGGCUGCUCUGAACCAGCCCCAUUAGGGCACCAGUUUUCUGGGGCAAGGACCACAGCCAAACACAGCCAUUGCAAAAGACCAGGACAGGGAUGGGCCCAGGAUGAUCCCCUCUGCUUUAGACCACAGCCUGUAUUCACUGUUGUGUUCGGUCCCAGUCAGAAAGGGACAAUUUAUACUUUACCAAAGCCAACCUUUCCCUCCUCGAGGAGAGUUUUGGGUUAGCAGCAGCCUCCUUCCCCUCUCGUGUUGGUAGAAGUUGUGCCACUGCUGCCAUGAGGCUUCACUUUGUGGCUUGGAGUGACUUCAGGUGUGACUUCUCCAGGGGGUCCUCCCUGAACUCAAGUUACUGAAGUUUGAGAGGCCUGGCAGUGCAGCUCAGCAGUGUGGCUGAGGGAAGAACCAUAAAUUAGUUCUUGUUUUGGCUAUGGUCUUUCAACACCUUUCUAGAUAACUUUCAAUUAUCUAGAGAGGGGUGGAAAAGAGAAAAUUGUGUUUAAAGAUCUCAGUGGCCCAAAGAGGAAAACUGCCAAUGUGCAAAAUUUCAUUAACUUGCAAGGCAGCAAGACAGAGUCCCCCAGGCCAAACUGCAAAUCUGCAAAUCAUGGUGUAAGGUAGAGGUGAAUAAUAAAGUAGUGGAAAAGGAGAACAGAGGGAACAGUACUGAUGGUUCCCAUCACUCCUUGUUAAGGCUGCUCUGAGAGUCCACUGAAAUACCCAGGAACACAGCCUUGGUUUUGGGUGAGUGGGAACACUCUGGACCCAGCUUCUCCAGGCCUCCCUCUGUGCAGAAGAUGUGCUGGCACUGUCACAGCCACAUACUGCAGGAAGAAAGCUGCACAAGGAAGAAAAACUUACUCUAUUGCAGCCCUGAAUGUUUCUAAGAAGAGAAACUGCUACCUAGCCUAGUGUCUGCACUCCUGCUCUGCUGCCUCAAAAAGCUUCCUGAAUUAGGCUCCCAAUUGUCUGUAAAAAGUGCAAGGCAAACGUGAGAGUUACAAACCCACACCCUGUUGGGCAACUGCCCUAUGCUGGUACAAACACUGGGUAGGCCUUAGCUCCAGAUGAGAAAACUGUCCAGUAAGGAUCCAGGACUGGUGAGAUUCAGUGGACAUUUUGUUUAGGAGAACAUAAAAAGAGUUUUGUUUAAAUGUACUUAACGAAGAAAUCCAAGUCACCUCAGGCUGGAAUUUGAAAGUCUGAAUUCAAUUCAGAUGAAUUUUUAAAGAUCCAUUCAUAAUGCCUUAAAGGGUUUGUGUAUGAGGAAUGUUUUUAGUUUUUUCCACCGUCCUUCCAAAAACAAGGGAGAGUUCCUUCUGCCACGUUUUUUCUCUAUUUCACAGUGGGCUCAAUCAGCAGAACUGGGGACCACCCUCAUGGGACCAAGACUUCAAAGAUAUAAAUAUAUCUAUAGGUGCAAGCCACUGAAUUCAAACUCAGCAUCCACCACUUGUCAUUCAGGAGGAACCAUGCACACUGAUGGGAUUUGAGAUCAACAGCAAUUUGGAGUGGAGACUGUAGCUGAGGAGAGAAUGAAGGUACAGGAGACUUCAUGAAAACAAAAGGAAACGUCCAUUUACAAUGGACAGACUCGGUAUUGAAGACCUUGCUUACACACAAAUGUCAAGCUGAAUUCUACAUUUGAUUCUGCUGCCUUCAUCUAAUGAUCAAGUGUAAAAGAGCCACAGCAAUCUGAAGGUAUGGCUCCUGGGAAACACACCCAAUUUGUUCUUACCAGAUAACUUCCACAGCCAGUAGCAGACCUCUGAAAAGCCCAGAACAGAAGGCCUCUCAGAUCCAAGCAAUUUAAAUUCAAUGAAUGUGAUUUGGCUUGAAGUUAGUUCCCUAGGAAGUAAUGAAAGAGGUAAUUAAAACACUGGACAACUGCUUUAAGUAAAACAUUAUGCAUUAGAGUAAAAGCAUUUCAGAUGAACUGUUUCCAGGCCAUGAAAGCCAGCUCUGUGUCUUUCUGUGUGUCACUACAGUGACCCAGUUCCAGAUGGGGGAACGAGACUUCCUUUCUGAAGGUCCCACCACAGCCUGCUUCUGCUUGAGAAGGAGGAGAGAGACACAUAUUAGAACAUGUAGAAACAGUCAUGAAAUGUUAAGAUUUUCCUUAACUCACUCCUCUCUAACAACUUUACUCCCUGAUUGCAGCCUCUCUCACCUAACCUCCUCUGUCAUCCUCAAAGACCUGCCCUCAACUUUCAUCUGGUAGAAAAGUGGAAAAAAAGAAUCCCUCUUCCCUGAAGGAGGUGGAUUCCUUUGAGUUAAAGAUCUGUGGGAUGCUGGGAGGGUGCACUGAGGGUGAAAAGGGGCAAAGUCUUGGACAAUGGAAUUUGAUCAGCACCUUCCUCUUGAGAAAGCAAAAAAAUACUGCUGGUGUCAGGAAGAGAGUAAGUCCCAGCCAUGUCAAGGAAAAUGCUCUGAAGGCAGCAGCAGAGCAGGCAGAAAAUGGUUCUCUGAAUAGAAGUGGGAAAACAUUUACAAUUCAGUCAAGGAACUGGGCAAUUUGCAACUUCCUAAAAGCUACUUCCCAGGAAAAAAAAAUCCUCACCCAAUCAUUAAAAAUAUAAAAGACCCCCUUUAAAUAAAUAUACCUAUGUGAAGGUGAAUGGCAGCAGAACAACAUUUGUGCAGGCACCAGUGCUCCCACACAUACACAUCAUGAUAGUAUUUUUAAAGACUAUUAAAUGGAAAUGUGUAAUUGCAACUCUGUAGUGGGUUUGAGAACACCCUAACUACCAAUGGCAUCAGUGCAAUCAGCCUCCAUGCUGAGAUUUUUUUUCCUUCAACCUUCUGUUUUUACUAGGUGACAGUAAAUCUCAUUUAACCUGCAAAUACUGAUCCUCAGUUAAGAUAAAAUAAUCUGACCCUGGAAAUGUCUCACCCUGAACACCCAAAUGAAUCACAUGAAGGAAAGUACUUGCUGCCUUUUCCUGUGGAAUGAGUGAAGGGUUAGGCAUGUCUUCCUUGCUCACAAAAUGCCUUAGAAGCUGUUUUUGCUGUGGCACUGAUUCUGCAGCCCAGCCGGUGUGAAUGGGACUGCCAGUGUGUACAAGGGAUGCAGAGAUGAGGCAGGCUUGGCAGGGAGGAACUGCUGUCACUCUCUUUUAUGGCAUUGUGGGAUGUUCCUGUUGCAGGUUCUGUAACUCAGACCUUUGUGGGUUGGCAGGAUCCUUUCCUGAUCUUUUGACUUGAGGCUGAUGCAAGGAGAUUGUGCCUCAGGAAGGAAUGGCCUGCCAACACCACACUGUGCCUUUAAUAUCACAGUGAGAGGAAUCAGGACUAAUCAGGAAAUAAAUCAGGUUUUCAUCAUUGAAACUGAGAGACCGUUUCACCUCUGCAAAUCAGUGCAUCGGUGCGAUGAAAACACAAUUAAUAUCUUCUAGAAAUUCCCUGGGUGCAUCUUUCCAUCAAGAUUAUAGGCAAUAAAAUUAUUAAUGUUUCAAAACAAUUAGGCCAUAAUGAAAAUUAGUAAACUUUCCCCGUCCUUCUGCCAUUAUUAUUGAUUAAUUCCAUCACCGAAACUUUACUGAGAACAUUUUUAAGUAGGACAAACAUUAGUAAGGCAUAAUUCAAGUAGAUUUGAACUUGCCUUAAUGACCUAGUGACAUCUUGAGAUCCUUUCCAGAACAGUUUUUCUCCCAAAGCAUUUUGAAAAUCUGUUUUCUCAGCAGUGAUUUGUAUUCAUUUCACAUGGGUAGAGAUGAGGACACUAGCUUCUUGAAAUAGGGAAGUCAAUCUCUAACACAUUCAGAUCAGGUCCAUUUUAAACUUUUAGAUAUAGAGAUAUUCAAACACCUGAAAAAUAUCUUACUUUGACAUAGUGCAUGCCAUUUCAUUGAUUUUUAGCAAGAAACAUUUCCUAUUUGAUGCAUUCUGGUUCUAAACUACUAAUUGAUAAGUAAGCUUAAAACAUACAGUAAAACUGUAGUUCAACAUUUUUUUCAUUCUGCUAAUUUUAAUUAUUUCUUCUUCCACUUUAUUUAGCAUUUCAAUUGCAGUUUGUCUUGAAUGACUUAGAAGGAAAUACUUUUGCAGAACAAUAAAUUAUAAUUUCCUUCAUGUAAAACAAUUUUUCUUUUCUCAAUCAAACACAAACCAAGCAAAAAGCUAGAGAAGAUAUCAGGUAUUGUUUUCCCAUAUUCCUUCUGACAAGAUGAAUUUUUGAAUUUCCUUUCAUUAGGACUUUACAUAGCUUGUUUUAUACGACUUCUUCAUAAUCUUUUAAUCACAUACAGACUAACCUUAAGUACUCUUCUAAAUCUCUCUAUUUGUAAACAGUAGGAAAAAUAGUAUAGAAAACAGUACAACAAAACAAGUUAUCUGGCUUUUUGUUUUUCUCUGUGUGAUGCUUCCCUUCUGUAUAGGGACUUGUGCCUUUGGGUCUGGAGGUGCCGGAAGAUGUUUGCAAGCACAGGAGGCUGAAACCACUGUUUGUGUUUAUGUUCCAAGGACCACUUGGACCUGAAGACCCUGGAUAGCCUCAGAUGCAGUUGUCUAAGGAUUUCUCUUAAACAAUUUUCCUUCCAAGGACCUUAAAGCAUGGUGUGCUACCCAGGAUUUUUCAUUCCCAGCAGUUAAGCACUUUGUCUGGUGAGAAGAGCAGAAGGAAAUCAGUUAACAUGGCAUCAACCCUGAGCAACAUGGGAACCAGAGGACCUUUGCUAGAGCAGAUGAAGGAGAGCAAAGAGGAUGUUUCCAUUUUGGCUGAGGUGGUUUUUGGAGGUAUGGGGAUACAGUUAUGGCCACUUCUCUCAGGCCCAGCAGCAGCAUGAAUUUUAAGUGGGGUUUUCUGGGACAGCACACAUCUGCUCAGCUCUGUGUCAGGAACAGAUAAAAAUCUGUCUCUUGGCUCCACACACGUGACAGCCCUCAAGGAGACUGGGAAGGAGGCAUCUGCUGUUGGCCACUGCUUGACAGGAGGGACUGCACUAGCCUGCCAAGAUGCAAAAGGCCAUUUGCUGACCACUGGGCAUUAUGGAAAGACGGCGUGAAGUUCUGUCUGUUCUACAUGCAGAAAUUUGUUACAGUGGAUGAUCAUGAACCAGCCAGAAGCAAAGAAACAAGGAAAGAGAAAGAGGGAGAAACUGUACAGGUGUGCUGCUGUUGUGUGUUCUGCUAUCUGUGCCCUGAUACCCUGAGUACUUCACUCUGCACUGAGGAAAAGCAGCAAUAUCAAAAGCUGCCCCUGGCCACACCAGAAUUCAAUCCAGCCUGUGUUGGAGUGACCUGUUUGUGAUCUACUGCUCUGACCUUGCUGCAGAUUUAUGGCUUCUUGCCUGAGACAGUGCAAGGAGUCAUAAAAAGUUUUUGAUUUUUUCUUUUUAAUUCUAUACUGCUGCCAUCAAUAGCUCCUCUUUGGAUGUGUUCUGCAAGCCUGUGAAAUAAAACAACACCCAGACCUCUUCACACUUCUAUCAUUUUCUCUUCUACUAUCUUGUUGUGUCAUGUAGGAACCAUAAAAGAAUAAAAACUCAGCAAACUCUCCUACCAGUUCAUGAUGCACUCUAAGUACAUUUUUAUAGCAAAUUUAUUGUCAAUGAGCCCAAAUUACUCUUGGAAAUCAUCAUAAAAGGCAUAAAAAGGCUGAUACUGUAUAUUUGAUAUACUCUGGAGGCUAUCUCCAAGAUGGAAGUGCAAUUUUGAGAAACAUCCACAAUUACUGUGGGAUGGUGAUUUCUGAGUACAUGGUGCGUUUGUGGUUUGGGCAUGCAUCACAUUUAUGGGCCAGUCCAAUACUCAUCUUUGAGAGGAUGGAAUUUGUACCCUUCUGUAACAAUAAAAAUCAUUUUGCUGAGAAGAUGUCUUCAGAUUUCUUCUCUUUGUUACUGUAAAAUACUGUCAUUAAAUGUAUAGGAGAUAAUCAACCUUUCUUCUCUAUUUCUUAGUUGUACAGACAAGGCUUCUUUCAGAAAAAAAUUGGAAUUGCAUGAAGCAAAUAAGCAAGGCAGGGAAGUUUUUAAUAGUUCUAGGAAAUUAUAUUAAUUAUAAAAAUAACAGCAAUAGUAAUAUUACUACUAACUCAGCAACCAUAAUUUCUAACCAGUAAUUCACACUACAGUGAAGUUAAUAGAACUUCUCAGGGUUGUAAGAACCUGCUGACCCCAUAACAUGUUGCAAAUUCCACAAACGUGAUACCUCCCAGACAUGCCUUUGCAGAAAUUUCUAAGGAAUAUUUUAUUAAUUAAGAGUCACAGCUGUCAUUGGAGACAGAAAAAGUAUUUAAACAACAUAUAACACUUUUUUCUGCCUCUCUGCUCUUCUGUCUCCAAGAUAGAUAGAAAUGGACUUCCAUGUGACUGCUGACAACUUCAUGGCCAUUGAUUUCCUUCAGAGCAAAGUCAACAUUUGCUGUUCAUGCAUGCACUCUCACAGCAGCAGAGUAAAUUAAUAUUAAAGACAUACAAUAUAUAAUUAUAAUUCUCUGUCAAGUGAGAAUUUUGUUUUUAUCUUACAGAUGGCAAAGGAAGGCGAAAAGCAGCUGAGCAUUAACAAUCAGGCAGCUGCCAUGCAGUACAGUCCUGACAAAUUAUUUUAACUCCCCUUGGUGUGCAAGUGUUUGAGGGAAUCACAGUUUCCUCCCCUCAAAUCUAUCAGGUGUUGUUAUCUCUGUAGAUUUACAUACCACCAAUGCUUAAAAACAUUACAUUGGUGUGCUGGGAAUCAACAGAGCCUCCCAUCAGUUGGACUCAUCUCUUUUUUGUGUUUGUUUCUCCAGAUAAGCUCAGUCCUCAGGUAAAGUACACAAGACCUAGGGAGCUCCAACCAAUUUUUUCAUACUCAUCCCAAAAUAAAAAAUUUGCAAAUAGUGGAUUGAAGGGGAAUGGACAAGUUGACAGAACAAGAAAUUCAUGGAAGAUACAGAAAACAGCAAAACCACAUCUGACUCAGGAAGGCUCAGAGUUCAAGUUUCCCUCAAAUAUUCUUCUAAUUUCUAGCAUAUUUUCACAAUCUCUUCUGUAAUCUUUGUCCUUCCCCUAGCCUUACUAUUUCUUUGGCAGCUGGGUUUGGGCGCUGCUGGGGGUGGUCUACAUGGAUAUUUUUUUCUCACACAGCACAUCUGAGUAGCUUAAUAUGUUCAUGGGUUCUUGGGAAAAAAACUUGAGGUUCACUAGGCUCCUCAGUGAGCUUUGUGUCCAUAUAAGAAACCCACAAAUUUCUGUGAUCAGCAGAGUAUAACAUUCUCUAUAUAUAGUCGUGGUUAGGCAAGUGAUAAAUCCUACUGAAAUGCAGGUAUUCUGGAUGUGCUAUGAGGGGUCCAAAGAGGUAGUGGUCAUCUUUAAAGAUGUUCCCAUUUUUCCCCCCUCUUGUAAUACUGAAAGUAUUUCUUGGAGGCUUUUCUGAACAAAUGCAAUAUGAAAAUGCUGAAGAACCUAGCCAAAGUACUUCCUAAAACAUCUGUCAUGACUGAGCUUUAUUUUCAUGUCUGAAUUUUCAGUCUGAACUGUGGCUUGAAUCAUUCAUAUAUCAGUACUCUUAGAAGAACCAAAUUGUGUUCAGAAGCUUUUGCAUCAUAUUUGGAAUUCCAUGAGACUCUUUGAACAUGUGACUCCAAGAAUUAAAUUUGUAGGUUGUGUAUGUCAAUAAAUGAUGUCUCUUUCCUGUUUGUUUCAAAGGAAGACAUUGCUCAGAAUGGGAGGAAUUUGUGUGGGCUCCUUGUAUUGCCGUGAAUCUCAGAAAUAAAGUUAAAUAGAUGGGGAAAGGCUAUGUUGGCAUGGUUGCAGCUUGGGAAGCCAUAGCUGAGCUACUUUUGAGCUGCUGAUACUACUGGAGACAGAGCAACAAGAUUCAGUAUGAGAGGGAAUGGAUAUUGCAGCCACCAGCUUGGGUUGAACUUCAAGUUAAAAAAUUCCCUUUCCUUUUGCAUAUCUGGCUGUCCUAAUGCAAUUACCUGUACAGCACUCCUGAAGGGUCAGCAAGUGCUAUUAGACUUGACAACAAACUGUCUGCCAGGACAACCUUUCCAUGGAAAAUCUGUGCUUAGUUCAGAAUGCUGGAAGCCUGGGCAGACAGUGUAACAUGGAUGGUAAGGAUGAACCAGCAGGAGUGACUGCAGGGUGAGUGGCUUCCCUUGCCCCCAGCACAUUGUAAUUUCCCAUGAGUCAUCUGGAAGAUAUUAACAGUCACCUAAGCCAUGCCAAAAAUAACAUCUGUUUCUCCUGCUGAAACUAGUGACAUUUAACUAUAGAGGAGAAAUGUAAAUAUCGUUGAAAUAUCUCCACUUCUGAAAAGUUCCUUUCAUAUCCACAAGUAGCUGCCAGAUUUAUCAAAUAAUAAAUCAAAGUCACAUCUCUCCAAAUAGGAAAAUGGCAACCCAUAAAUAUCUGGACCAACCAUUACCAGGCACAAGUACAUUGUAUUAGGGAAGGGUUCCAUCAGACAGAACACGGUCAGCAAAAUCCAGCUCCAUGUUCUGCAAGAGGCUUCCUUUGCACAUUUCUGUACAAAAGCAAGUUUUCCUGUGGCUUUUCUGGUCCAGCCUUCAUGCCACAGAAGGCUUCUGUCAGGACGAUGCAGCUCUUUCCACCACCCUGAGGAACUCAGCAGAUCAUCACUAGAAUGUGGUGUGUCAAAAACCUGCAGCCCUCUAAGAAUCUAGCCUAUGAAUAUUUAUGUUAAUUUUUAUUUGUGAUUCUCAUUAUAAAUAUUUUAAUUGCAUAAUUUGUAAAAUUUGUUUUUUUCAUGGACUAUA